Messenger RNA from Stereum hirsutum FP-91666 SS1, 2037 nucleotides. RefSeq lists its product as uncharacterized. The record is from RefSeq and is a predicted model, not a curated record. Bases 1 to 2037 code for a protein of 678 amino acids. Gene Ontology annotation, molecular function: protein binding. Lineage: Eukaryota; Fungi; Basidiomycota; Agaricomycetes; Russulales; Stereaceae. The transcript has a single exon.
AUGCCAGAACGUGUCAGCACAAAAUUCACGGUUUCGGAAGAAGAAUACGACAGCUUACGAAGUUCUGGCAACGAAAUUCAAGAUCUCCUCGACUUCCACAUGGAUAGACUCAGUCUUCAGGCUGAACCUGAAAGCAUGAAAUCUCAACGCACUUCCAUACAUAGCCUCCCCGUUGAGCUUCUCUGUCGAGUAUUCGUUCUCGUCGUUGAGCCACACGACUCUAUGGGUGACACUGCAUUUGACACUCGUCCUGUCUGUCUCUCCCAUGUAUGCCGGCGAUGGCGGGAGGUCGCUUUGGGCACGCCAAUUUUGUGGCGAAGCAUACAUUUUUAUCAUUCCGAUCUUUUUUCUCCUUCCAAAUCACUGCCAGAUUGUGUGACUGCUUUCCUUCAACGUAGGCAGAAGGUCACCCUCGAUAUCGUGCUCAGUAACGACGAGACCGACCCCUGGAUCCCCGAGUCAUAUGAUAUUAUCAGGACCACGGCAUCAUGCCUUGAAUUAGGCCUUUAUAAUGGUCUAUCGCUCCUCAUCGAUACUCAUAACGUUCGGUGUAUCUCGACCACCUGCUGUACCAUGUUAUUGGUGGACUUGUUCCUACAGCUCUUGUGCAAAAAAGACCGGUUCUCGUCUUUGGCGUCACUAGACCUGCGGCCCACAUCCACAUCAUUCUAUCGUUGGUUUUCCACGUCUAUAACCAGAUUUUUUGAGACAUCGUCUCCUUUCGCCAUGCCUUCCAACCCCCAAUCACUUCCUUCGCUGCAGUACCUCUCACUACAUGGGAUACCCUUCGAAUUCAUCCCGGUCUGCGAUUUUCCCUCCCUUCUGGAGUACUCGUUUGCUCGACCACUCAACAUUGCAACCGAAGAACAGUAUCAACGAUCCUUCAAGAUUUCUCACCUUGCUCAGCUCCUCGCAUCCGCACCAAACCUAGAGAAACUUUCGUUCAUCAACGCGGGUCCAUACGUUGACGUCGAACUCGACUUCGAUACGUCUAUUCCCCCUUCCUUUUGGGAUCAUUCCUCCGCAUGGUCACGACAAAGUCCCAGGAAGAUCCCCCCUCUUGUCUUACGGAAUCUGAAAGAAUUCGUAUGGAUCGGUGUUGACUCACUUGGCCUGUAUGCAUUCCUCGCCUACUUUCCUUCCCCAAAUCUCGAGCUCCUCGAUGUGAAACUGUUCGCUCCAACUCAGAACUCUCUCUACUGGAGCGAUUUUAUCCUACACGAUGUAUACCAGGCGCCACCACACAGUAUAUCCCCCACCAAACUCGUUUCCCUCAACUGCUUGCACGUCCAGUCUUCCUCGGUCUCGGCUAUGGAAAUGAUCGUCGGACUCCUCGACAUUCCGUCCGUGGAGACCGUCUCCAUAACGAACACCGAAAUAAAACUUCUCCCGUCAGGCUACUGCAUCCUCCCGGAUCUACAAAGAUCCGACAACAUCUUCUUCGACCCGCGUCUCCUCCACCUCACUUCGCUCGCGCUCUCCGCAUUCACUUUCACCUCAGAACACAUCGCGUCGAUGCUCUGUUAUUUACGCACCCUUCGGGUAUUGCAAUGUGACAUGAUGGACGGGAUGGACAUCCUUCUGGAAAAGCUGGCCGAAACGUGUGUUCUGCCGAACCGGGAGUUUCUGUCGAUGAGAUAUUGUCCGAGGUUGGAGGAGUUGAGGCUUUGGGAAUGUGGUCGUGGGCUGAGGUUUGAACGGCUGGAGGAAGUGGUCAGUUUGAGGAGCGGGUUGUUGAAGGAGGAGAUGCGGAUCCAGAAAUCGACUAGGCAAUUGAUGUCCGGUAAUACGGGAGCCUCAGCGAGUGAGACGAGGAAGAUCAAGCCGUUGAAGCGAAGGGCUAUGAUGUCCGUAGGUGGAAGUGCCAGCAGUAGUACGGGAGUGACAACGCCGCAGUCACGAAGAGUUGUAGCCUUGAUGGAGGCUCAAGAGGCAGCGAAGAUCAAACGGGUCAGCAUUGUAAAUUGUGACUCGGUGUGGGAGGAAGAGGCGAGGUCGUUGGAAAAGUGGGGUGUCGAGGUAGAUUGGUCGGCAUGA